GCUGUUCCAUUCUGAACUGAAUCACUAAAUAAUAAACUAGUUCAUUGAAUAACUCCCUGCUCACUCGCCAAAACAUUGCAGGAUCACAGAAUUAUUAUUAUUAUUCAUAUUAUUAUUACUAUUGCUAUUUCCUAACAUUUUGCAAGAGUUAAGGAUUCGCAUUAACCAUCCCCUCGUAUUGCUAUUUUGGAUAACGAUUAUGUCAACACUUGCACUGUUUAUAAUUUUUUAUCGAUAUCCGCCACGGUAAUUGUAUCGAUACCAAAUAUUGUUUUUAUAUAUAGUGCGUAAAUAUACAUAUAUAUGUGUGUUUGUAACAACAAACUGAUAUAUAUAUACAUACUGCAUUAGAUCUCCAAGUGAUCUGUCUAACAUAUAUAUAUAUAUACAUAUAUGCAUAUAUAAACAUAUAUUUCUGCAUUGUAUAUAAACAUGUUGCUCGAACGCGGAUGACAACAACUUUUCCCUGAUUUACAAAAAAAUCGAAUUCUUACGUUUGUUUACUCUUCGAUUACAAGUUGUUUUACUGAGUAUUUUACACGGAUUAUAAUAUUUAUUGACCGCCGGUAGACGGUCAAGAAACUUGCAUAAUAUAAAACAUAUAUACAUACGCACAUACCCACACACACACACACAUAUAUAUAUAUAUAUAUAUAUGUGUAUGUUAGUGUGUGUAUAUGUGCAUAUAUGCUAACGUAUCUAUAAUAUUGUGCAUUUAGUAUACACCUGUUAGCAGUCUUAUACAUCCUGCCUGUCUUGUAUUUUUUCUUACCUGGAACCAACGGAUGAUAACAGCAACAGCACCAACAACAAACAUGGCACAAGUAUCGGAACCUAUAGUUACAACGACAAUCUCAUCUGUUCUUAAUAACAAGACAUGUGCAAAUAACAACAACACCAGCAGUACCAACAGUAACAGUAACAAUACAACUGCCAAGAUUAAUAAUAAUACCAGCAACGCGAACAACGCUAGCACCAACACUAAUAAUACUACCACCAGCACCAACACCAACAAUACAAACAGUGGUAGUAGUGCUACCUCAGCAUUUGACCAUUACAAGGAAACUUUUGAACUUCAAAGAACUUGGCAAGAAGUGGAGAACCUAUUGUACCAGGAUAACACACCUUACGAAACAAGCAUGCUACAUAUUAUGUCGCAGUCGGAUCAAUUGUCCCUCGGUCCAAGCCGGCCGACCCUUAACCAACCACCACAGUCUAGCUUGAACACGUCAGCAAAUAUGCCGACCGUUGGAAACCUACACAUCCUUGCCAUGAAUAAUAGUGGCGUUAACAACAAUAAUAGCAACAACACCACAACCACAGACAGUCUCAACAACAAUGUUAAUAACCCUUCAAACGUCAUGGUCCCUAGCAACAUCAUUACUGGCAGUAAUCUGAGUUCUUUAGCUGUUAUGUCUAACAUGAUGAAGCAACAUUCAUACAGCAGUCAGCUGUCUUAUUUAUUGGGCAACCACCUUGGACAAGAACAGAUGUUGGAUAACUAUGAGCACCUGCUCGAUUUAGACUUCAUUCUGAACAACACCGCCGAAAACCAAAGUUUGUAUCAAGAGGAGCCAACCAUGAAAAUCAAACAGGAGACUUUAGAGCCACUCCCAGACUUCCAUUCAGCUUUUCUAGAUAUCCCUGACAUCAAGUUUGAUACUGAAAGUCAUCAUCAUCAUCAUCAUCACCACCAUCAUCAACAGCAGCAGCAGCAGCAUCAACAUCAUCAUAGCAGCAAUCCGGUUGACAUGAUGACAAUUAAAUCCGAAUAUAAAUCCUCUCCAAUGAAUGUUAUUCCCAAACAGGAAUACGGUAGUAUAUCUUCAUCUUGUGCCACUUACAACGCCACAUUGAAUACUUUGCCCGCAGGUGCCGCACAACAACCAAAUCAAAUGCAUUACGUCAUCCCAGGUCACAUGUCUCCACCAGCGUCCCCUGAAAUGCACGACGAACGUAAACAAAUGCAGUGCAACCAAUUAGGCAUAAUGCACCCCCAUCACCCACACCAGCAGUCCAUCCUUCUGCCUCCUCAUAUUCUCCCUAAACUGGGGAACCCACAGAAUUCGAUGUUACAGUUACCUCAUCCAAUGAUUACACCUCCGGCGUCUCCUCAACUCGUGGACUUGUUGCUUCCUCAGCAGCAAUCCAUUGUUGAGGGCGGGGUUAAUGUUCCAAAGAAACGAGGCAGACGUUCUUGGGGUCGCAAACGUCAGACCAACCACACAUGUACUCAUACUGGAUGUAGUAAAACGUAUACGAAGAGCUCUCACCUCAAGGCUCAUCUGCGUACACACACGGGAGAGAAACCUUACCACUGCAAUUGGAAAGGUUGUGGUUGGAAGUUUGCUCGUUCUGAUGAACUGACCCGCCAUUAUCGAAAACACACAGGAGACAGACCUUUCCAAUGUCAUCUGUGCGAGCGGGCAUUUUCUAGAAGCGACCAUCUUUCGCUGCAUAUGAAGCGUCACAUAUGAGAGACAACACUUUUUUACUGUUUGAUCGGCAAAUGAAGAAAUAAUAGACGACCUAUCAAAGAACAUGAAUGCAAAAGAUGAACGGAAAAUAUAUAAAAUAAAUAUAUAUAUAACAUCAACGAAAAAGAAUCAGUCCAACCAGCAGCGUUGAGAAGCAGAAAUUCUAGUGACGGUGGGGUCGUAGCGAUGGUAGGGAAACGACGAAACAUGGACAUCUAAUCACCGAAUCAUUGGUUCAAAGAAAAAAUAACAUUUCUUUUUACAUUGAUCAAUUAAUAUAUAAACUUGAUUGUAAAGCUUGAAACAUAACGAUAUAGUGCUGUUAUUAUUGUUGUUGUUGCUAUUAUUGUUGUUGAUGUUAAUGAAGAAAAUAUUCCUUUUCUUCUUUAUACUUCUUUUUAAACUGAAUAGCUCCGAGAGCUGAGAGAAAUGUCUGAUAUUUUUGACUGAAAAUAUACAGAAACAUUACAAAGAAUAUAUUUACAAAGAAAGAACUAAAAUUGUAAAAAUUACACCAUUACAUUCACACACAUUCACAUACACACAUUCACAUACACACAUACACACAUAACGAAUAAUUUGCAUGAAUGGAUAAAAUAUAAGAAAAAAAAAACAUUUGUCUUUUUAUAUAUUUUAUAACUUUUUCUCCUUGAAAUUUUUUCACCAUUUGUGACUUUCUAAGAAUUAUCAUUUAGCGAUGUACUUUGGUAUGAUUACAUGUUUCACCAGAUCGGAAUAUUCUAUAGACUUCUGAACAUAAAUAUACACUCACACACACGCACAGAAAUAUACAAAUAUUUAUAUAUGUAUAUAUAUAGUAUAUUUACGUGUUUUUAUAUAUGUGUGUGUGUGUGUUUUUUUUGCUUCUUUCUCUAUUUUUCUUAUUUUUAUUUUGUGUGUUUUUUUGCGGCAGGCCGUAAAAAAAAGAGAAAAAAAGAAAAUGUCCGAAUAUUCUACUUUGUCUCCCUGCGUUUCCCCUCAUCCCCAACCCCAAAUAAUGGUUGGCACCAUUCUGUAGGUCGCACUCUAAAGAUGGACGUAUCAGUCAGCAACAACAAUUCAAUGCUUUUUCUCCCAUCCCCAACACCAAUAACAACAACAAAAAUGAACUGAAAUUCCGACAAAGCAUUGGAGUUUUUGUUGUUGUUGUUUGUUUUUGUCUGCUUGAUAUUUUUUUUCUGGUAAAAGUAAAAACAAAAGAAAAAGCUGUUAUCAUUA
Molecule: messenger RNA, 3695 nt
Organism: Octopus bimaculoides (California two-spot octopus)
Lineage: Eukaryota; Metazoa; Mollusca; Cephalopoda; Octopoda; Octopodidae
Biological process (GO): regulation of transcription by RNA polymerase II
Molecular function (GO): DNA-binding transcription factor activity, RNA polymerase II-specific; RNA polymerase II cis-regulatory region sequence-specific DNA binding
Source: RefSeq, a predicted model, not a curated record